CCGAACAAAUUCAGUAAGCAAACGGCAGUCGUUACUCAACAUACGUCAAAAAUUUAAACGACAACAAAUACAUACUAAACUAAAAGAACAACAUCUUUUAAAAAUUAUAUUUAUUUAUUUUUUAAUUUAUAAAUAAUUUAUUUAUACUGAGUCAAGUUUUAUAAUAAAUUUAUUUUUUGUUUUUUCGUUUUAUUUUUAAUUUUUAUUAUUUUUUUUUUUAAAUUAAUUUUAUCAAGUUGUUUUUUUUUUUUUUUUGGUAAAUACUCCAAAAAUCAUCAAGUUAUAAGUUUGUGAAAUUAAAAAAAAAAAAAAAAACAUUUUUAAAUAAACAAAUAAGGACAAUUGUUAGUUUAAAAAAAAAAAAAAAACUUUUGGAUUUUUUAUUAUCAAAGUGGCUUUUAACAUUCAAACUGGAGUCGAACAAGAAAUUUGUGUCGCGAUUACAUCGCGGCUACAGGAGAAUUAAAAAACUUUUCAAGCGAGUAGUUACUCCAAGACUCAUUGCAUCGUCACAACCAAAAACAACAACGGUUGAAAUACCGGUAACAAGAAUGACACCACCAACAACAAAUGAUGACGUUGUUGUACAAACACAAAAUAAUAUUGUUAAAUGUACAACAACAACAACAACUUCACCACCAUCAUCAACAACAACUACAUCAACAACAACAUCAUCAUCAACUCCAACAACAAAAACAGAUGAAACAAUAAUUGUUAAACGUUCACCCAAAGAUUUUAUAUUUGGAAAAGUCAUUGGAGAGGGUAGUUUUUCAACUGUUUAUUUGGCAAAAGACAUUCAUAGUAAUCAAGAAUUAGCAAUAAAAGUAUGUGAAAAACGUCUUAUUUUAAAAGAACGUAAAUCAGAAUAUAUAAAACGUGAAAAAGAAGUAUUAAAUAUGUUACAUAACACUGAACAUUCAUUUGUACAUUUAUAUUGUACAUUUCAAGAUUAUGAACGUCUUUAUUUUGUUUUAACAUAUGCUAAAAAUGGUGAAUUAUUACCAUACAUUAAUAAAGUUGGUUCAUUUGAUAUUGAAUGUACAAAAUUUUAUUCAGCUGAAAUAUUACGUGGUUUAGAAUAUCUUCAUGGUCUUGGUGUAAUACAUCGUGAUUUAAAACCAGAAAAUAUAUUACUUGAUGAUAAAAUGCAUAUAUUAAUAACUGAUUUCGGUUCAGCUAAAAUAUUAAAAGACACUGAUAAUGAUGAUGAUGAUGAUGAUAAUAAUAAUAAUAAUAAUCAAACUGAUGAUAAUGAUAAUAAUAAAAAAAAUGAUCCAUAUAAAAGAGCAAGACGUUAUUCAUUUGUUGGUACAGCCCAAUAUGUAUCACCAGAAAUUUUAACAAAUAAAAAAGUAACACGUGCUGCUGAUUUAUGGGCACUUGGUUGUAUUAUUUAUCAAAUGGUAUCUGGUUUACCACCAUUUAGAUCACGUAGUGAAUAUUUAAUAUUUCAAAAAAUUCUUAAAUUAGAUUAUGAAAUACCAGAUGGUUUUUGUGACAUUGCAAAAUCAUUGGUAUCAAAAUUAAUUGUCAUAACACCGAGUGAACGUCUUGGUGCAACUGAUGAACAUGGUUCUGGCUAUCAAAGUAUACGUAAACAUGAAUUUUUUAAUGACGUUAAUUUUGAAACAUUACAUAAACAAACACCACCACCAAUAUAUCCAUAUUUACCUGGUACAUCUGAGAAUGAAGAGUUAAGAUCACAUUAUCGUGUACCAAGUAAUCUUGAGCCUGGUCUUGAUGAUAAACAACUUACAAGAUUAUUAGGUCUUGGUAUUGGUGAUGAUGAACAACAACAACAACAACAACAAAUUAUUGUUGAAAUACCAAAACCAAUUAAAAUCAUUGAAAAACCAAGAAAAAUAAGUACAAGUAUCAAAGACAUGUCUCAUGAAGAUAUACAAAAAAAAUUAGAUGAACAAAAAAUAAAAAAUCCAUGGCAUUCAUUUGUUGAUAAUAAUUUAAUAUUAAAACAAGGCAUCAUUGACAAAAGAAAAGGCUAUUUUAAAAGAAGAAGAAUGUUAUUAUUAACAACUGGACCACAUUUGUAUUAUGUUGAUCCAGUUAAUAUGGUAUUAAAAGGUGAAAUACCAUGGAGUCCAGCAUUGAGAGUUGAAUCAAAAAAUUUUAAAAUAUUUUUUGUUCAUACACCAAAUCGUACAUAUUAUCUUGAAGAUCCAGAAGGUUUUGCACUUGAAUGGGUGCGUGUUAUUGAAGAAGUCAGAGUUGAUUGUUAUGGCCUUCAAGAAAAAACGACUGGUUAAAAAAUUUUAAUUAUUCAAAAUAAAUAAAUAUACAGCGCCAAGACCCAAAAAAAAAAAAACGACAACAACAACAACAUCAACAUUAAUCAUGUUUUUUUUUUUUAAAUCUGCUAUCAAGGUAAAAGUUUUUUUUUAAAAAAAAAAAAACCAAUUUGUAAACUCCUCCUAUUUUAUUGUUCGACUUGUAUAAAUUUAUUAGUCCAAUUUACGAAUAAUAAAAUAAACAAAGAGUCGAGAUAUAAAAAUAAUUUAAAAAAACAACAAAUUAGGUAAUAAUUAAAUUAGCAUAAAUUCAUUAAUUGGGUCUUGGUAAAUUCUAGUUAAUAAAAAAUAAUAAAAAUGUAUAUAAAAAUCAUUAGCUAAAAUUUAGUCAAAUUAACAUUUUUUUUUUGUUUUUUUUUUUUAUUCCAAAAAGGUAAAAAAAAUAUAUAAAUCAAGCUUUGAUUUAUAAAUUUAAUUAUAGUUAAUUAUUCUUUAAUUAUUUAUUAUACUCGUGUUAUUAUUUAACAUUCGUAAUGGUCAAUGCAAUUAGUAUUAUUUCCACUUGCAAAAAAAAAAAUUAUUGCAAAUUUGUGGAUACCUUAAUUAUACUGCCUCAACUAAAAAAAAUAAUAGUAUAAAAUUGAUGAUAAAAAAAAGUAAAUGACAAAAACAAUUGCGAUAUUAUUUUUCAUUUAAAAAGAAAAUAAAAAAAAAAAAUAAUGACAAAAAUCGAGCUGAUGCCAGUGUGUAUUCAUAAUUAAAAAAAAAAAAAAAAAAGUUUUAUAUCCACUAGUUUAUUGUGGUAAAGUGUAUUUAAUAGUCAUGAAUGUUAGUUAAAUAAUUGUUGUGUGAUGCGUUUUGUGUUAUUGGCUCGAUUGAUGAAUUAAUAUAUUUAAAAAUAAAAAAACGUUAUGUCUUGAUGCUUUAUAAAAUUAAAAAAAGACUUAAACAGGGUAUACAUAAGUUGAUAAAAUAAAAAAAAUUCCAGAAUGUUUUAAAUUUGAUAAUAAAUUAUAAAUAAUUGCUCGAAAUAAUCGUGGGACUAUUAUUUGGUCUUAGGAUUGUCCUCGGUGCUCAGUGAUUCAUUUAAAAUGACCGCUUUUGAUGGAUCACGAAAAGUGCGGGCGGGCAAACUGACUCAAUUAUCAAUUAAUUAACAAUCUGGAAUUAUAAUUUUUUUUUUUUUUUAACUAUAUAUUUAUACAUAUUUAAUAAUAUUAUUUAUUUAUUUAUUUAUAUAGUUUUAAUAAUAGAAUAAAUGUCCAAGGCAUAACGUUUUUUUUUUUUUCUCUUUACAAGACUUUGCUUGUUCUACGUGUCGUAGGACAUUUGCCAACUUUUGAAAUAAUAGUCAAUUUGUUUUUUUUUUUUUUUCGUUAAAAUAUUAAUCGCAAAUUGUUUUGUCUUUAUUAUUUUUUUUUUCUUUUGUCUAGCCAAGUUGAACGAAUUAAUAUACUGUAAAAUGUUGGCCAAAUUAUAGAAAAAUAAUUCAAAUUUGUUUGUGUGUAAUUUUUAAUGUCGAUUGAUGAUUAUGGUG
Messenger RNA from Aphidius gifuensis, 3783 nucleotides. It is a transcript of the gene Pdk1, whose product is annotated as 3-phosphoinositide-dependent protein kinase 1. Lineage: Eukaryota; Metazoa; Arthropoda; Insecta; Hymenoptera; Braconidae. The coding region runs from base 552 to 2264 and encodes 570 amino acids. Gene Ontology annotation, molecular function: protein serine/threonine kinase activity; ATP binding. The transcript has 3 exons. The record is from RefSeq and is a predicted model, not a curated record. Gene Ontology annotation, biological process: peptidyl-serine phosphorylation; intracellular signal transduction.